CAUUCAGUGGACACUUUAAUAUCCCAUGAGACCACUGGAGAGGAUUUGUAAAUACAAGUGAAGCAACUAAUGCUGGUAGGUCACAUGACAAUGACAACAUGACAAAUUUAGUGGAUUACAUUCAUAAUGUACUAUGGAGGAACAUAUUCAAGAAGUAGCCUGUAGUAGCCUUUUUAAAACAAACAAACAAGCAAAACAAAUGUAGAAUUUUUUUCCAAAUCGUGGUUUUUUGAGUUGAUUACAAAAGGUAAAAAUUAGAUAAUAAAAGAGUAAAAUUAUGAUUCCUCAUUUCUGGAUCAUUAAAAAUGUUAAUUAUUUUACCAAAAUAAGAGGGAUCAUUUUGUCUUCUGGGAAACAUGUAAGUGUCUUCUGUGGCCACUGAAGGCCGGUUAAAAAUAUGAUAUUUAGGCAAAAUAAGAAAAAUGUACACAUCUCCAUUCUGUUCAAAAGUUUUCACCCCCCACCCCCGGCUUCUCAAUAAAUGUAUCUUCCUUCAUAAGCAUCAGUGAGCGUUUGAACCUUCUGUAAUAGUUGCAUGAGUCCCUCAGUUGUCCUAAGCGUCAACAGAUGGAUCUCAAAAUCAUAUAGUCAUUGUUGGAAAAGGAUGUAAAUACACAAAAAUGCUUGAAAACCAAAAAGUUUGUGGGACCUGAAGGAUUUUUGUGAAGAACAUUGGGCAGUAUAACUCUUCAGGACAAACAAGGGACUCAUGAACAACUAUUACUAACUAUAUAUAUAUAUAUAUAUAUAUAUAUAUAUAUAUAUAUAUAUAUCUUAAGAGGCUAUUUCAAGUAAAUAUUUUAGGUCAAAGGGGUUCUGUCACAAAACAUUUGAGAAUUCCUAUUUAAUGAUAUUUAUAAGUGUUUUUAAUUACUUUAUUUUUCACAAAAUUUUAAUUUGCAAAAAUAAAUAAUUAAGUGCUUUAAGUAGGCUAUUGAUAAGCUAUUCUGAUAAUAGACUAUUCAUAACAUAACAUGUUUAAUGUAGACUACUUCACAUGUAAUUUUCUUAAGUCAUCAUCGUGACAUUAUCAUGUCAAUGAAAUCAGGUCAAUAACUGAUUUGGCAUUUGGCUGACAGAUAUUAUCUUGGGUAUUUUCUAUAUUCAUGAACGCAGGUCAUUGAAAAGUGUCAUUAGAGGUUUUUACCGCACAGAUUACGUCUUUCACUCUGUGUGCGAGAGAGAGAGAGAGAGAGAGAGAGAAAGCGAGCAAACGAGUGAGUGUGUGUGAGAGAGAGGUGUGUAUUUCCUUCUGCCCCUCCGUACUCAGUCUCACUCUACACGUCGUCUCCGUGAUCUUCGCCAGCAGUGCACGCGUGCUCCGUUACCAAGACAAUCACGGAUCACGAAGCUCGUCGUUCCAUCCCCGCGUCUCCCGUUACCGGAGUCUCGGGAAUGUCGAAUCCCAGGAAAGACUUUGACGUGAAACAGAUCUUGCGCAUCCGCUGGCGAUGGUUCGGCCACCCCACAUCUCCUCCUUCUCCCGGUAACCAGCCUUCGGGAGAUCUCUUCAGCAGCAGCGGUGGAAGCAGCCGGGGGACCGGAGGCUCCUCAUCCGGCGGUGACCAGCCCUCCCUCGGCGGCUGCAAUAACUCCAACGCCGCCGCCGGUGCCAGUUCGAGUAACGGCAACUCUUCCUCCAACAUAAACAACAAUCGAAAGUUUGGAGAUUCGGGUCCAAACACCGGGCACUCCGCAGCAGCAGCAGCGGUGGUAGUUGCCUCCGCGUGUCCUCGGUCCAUGAGCCAGCAGGAGUGCCGGAGCUCCCCGCCGGCGCCUUGGGUCUUCCCAGCUCAUUCGCGCUCCAGCGAGAGCCUGGAGCCGCUCCUUCAGCAGCAGCAGCAGCAGCAGCAACAGCAGAAGCAGCAGCAGUCCACGCGUAUAAAAGACGCCCCUGCCCCUGGAGACGAGGAGAACAAUAAUAACGUGGAGUCUGACUCCAGCUCUUGCAGGACGUCUAACAGCAGUGCAACUUUGUCCUCAUGUGCGUCGAUGGAGCCGUGUGUGUCAGAUGAGCAUUUCCAGGCACACAGUCAUGCUGAACACACCUUCAGACGGAUGGAGGCCUACCUGAGGACCAGGAAACUCUGUGAUGUUGUCCUCCUCGCUGGAGACCGCAGAAUACCAGCACACAGACUGGUUCUCUCAUCAGUGUCUGAUUACUUUGCGGCAAUGUUCACCAGUGAUGUCCGAGAGGCAAAACAAGAGGAGAUCAAAAUGGAGGGUGUGGAUCCAGAUGCAUUAUGGGUCUUGGUACAGUAUGCUUACACAGGACGUUUGGAGUUGAGAGAGGACACUAUCGAGAGUUUGUUGUCGGCUGCUUGUCUUCUGCAGCUGUCUGCGGUGGUUCAGGCCUGCUGCAGUUAUCUAAUGAAACAACUCCAUCCAUCCAAUUGUCUGGGCAUUCGAUCUUUUGCCGACGCUCAGGGCUGCCUGGACCUCCAUAAAGUGGCACACAACUACACCAUGGAGAACUUCAUGGAGGUCAUGAGGCAUCAGGAGUUUCUGCUCCUGCCUGCAUGUGAGGUAGAGAAGCUUUUAGCUUCUGACGACAUGAACGUACCAGAAGAGGAAACUGUGGUAACAGCCCUGCUUAGCUGGGUCCGUCAUGAUGCUUCUUCGCGUCAAUCACAGCUUCCUGCGCUUCUCGCUCACAUCCGCCUACCCCUGCUUAAACCACAGUUUUUAGCCGAUAUGGAGGCAAAUCCAUUGCUAAGAGACAGUGUGGAGUGUCAGCGACUGGUGAUGGAGGCCAUGAAGUAUCAUUUGCUGCCAGAGAGACGGCCGCUUCUCCAGAGCCCGAGAACACGUCCACGCAAGGCCACUGUGGGGGCACUUUUUGCUGUGGGUGGCAUGGAUGCCACAAAAGGGGCCACUAGUAUUGAGCAGUACUGUUUACGGAGGGACACAUGGCGGCAGGUGGCUGUCAUGAGUGGAAGAAGGCUGCAGUUCGGUGUAGCAGUUCUUGAUGAGCGCCUUUAUGUAGUUGGGGGACGAGAUGGACUCAAGACUCUCAACACAGUGGAGUGUUACAACCCUCGCAGCAAGAGCUGGAGUGUCAUGCCCCCCAUGUCCACACACAGACACGGCCUAGGCGUUGCAGUGUUAGAAGGCCCCAUGUAUGCAGUGGGAGGUCAUGAUGGUUGGAGUUAUCUCAGCACGGUGGAGCGCUGGGACCCUCAAGCUCGCCAGUGGAGCUUUGUUGCAUCCAUGGCAACACCUCGAAGCACUGUGGGAGUUGCAGUGUUAAACAGCAAGCUAUAUGCUGUGGGUGGUCGAGAUGGAAGUUCAUGUCUGAAAUCAGUGGAGGCUUUUGAUCCUCACACCAACAAAUGGAGCAGCUGCGCUCCCAUGUCGAAACGCAGGGGCGGUGUUGGCGUAGCGACGUGGAAUGGUUUUCUGUAUGCUAUCGGUGGCCAUGAUGCCCCAGCUUCAAGCUUAGCAUCUCGACUGUCAGACUGUGUCGAAAGGUACGACCCAAAGACAGACAUGUGGACAGCAGUAGCUCCCAUGAGCCUUAGCAGAGACGCUGUGGGGGUGUGUCUCCUGGGAGACCGUCUUUAUGCUGUUGGCGGUUAUGAUGGUCAGGUUUAUCUGAACACCGUGGAAGCCUACGACCCCCAAACCAAUGAGUGGACGCAGGUGGCACCAUUGUGUUUAGGUCGAGCCGGAGCUUGUGUGGUUGCAGUGAAGCUUUGAAAUGCCUCCUGCUGUCAAUCAUCUCCAUGGUGACCGUCAUACAGUACAAGCCUCCAGUGCUCCUGUUGUAGUGUUUCCAGACAGAUCUGAGCAUCUGCUGACCAGAGCAGAGAAAAUCACAUUAUUGACAUGCAGCUGAAUACUCAACUGUGGUCUUCCUUUAUGCCUUCUAGUACGUAUUUUUCUAUUAAGAGCAGUUUAUUUUAUGGCUGGUCACAUCAAAAGUGAGACAUCCUCUUGUCUGUCUCUAAUGAACAGGGUUUAUUUGAUUUAUUGUCCAUGUCCAUCCAUUCAUCUAUCUAUAUACCCCUCCAUGUUUCUGCUCCCUCAGAAUGCAGGGCCCAACAAUAUACAUUUUGAAUGAGUUAUAAAGUCAGAUUUGUAAGAUAUAAACUUGCAAUUCAGAGAACAUAUCAGUCUUUUUUUAUCCCAAACUCAAGUUUAUAUCUUUCAAUUUUGAUUUGUGUGAAAAAAAGCGAAUAGCGAGGAAAAAAGUCAGAAUUGCACAUUUUUUUUUUAUUUUAUAAUUAUAUAAUUACAAUUAUAAGAUUAUAUCAUGCAAUUAUGACUUUAUGAGGAAAAAAAGUUAGAAUUGCGAAAUACAAACUUGCUUUUGUGAGAAAAAAGUCAGAAUUCCGAAUUUUUAUCUCGCAAUUCCAACUUUAUUUCUCGCAAUUGUGAGUUUAUAUCACACAAUUCUGAGGCAAAAAAGUCAGAAUUGUUCGUUUACAUCUUGCAAUUCUGACUUCAUAACUCGCAAUUGCCAGUUUAUAUCUUACAAUUCUGAGAAAAAAGUCAUUAUUACAUGAGAAAAGUCCAAAUUGCUAGUUCUUAUCUCAUAAUUAAUACUUUCUAAUUUGCAAUUGUGAGUUUAGAUCACAAUUCUAAGAAAAAGAAUUGCAUGAAAAUAUCAGAAUAGUGAGAUAUAAACUUGCAUUUGCAAGAAAAAUGUCAGUAUUGUGAGAUACAGACUUGCUUUUCUGAGAGAAAAAAAAUGUCAGAAUUAUGAGUUUUUAGUUCUCGCAAUUGCGAGUUUAUAUGACAAUUCUGAGAAAGUCAGAAUUGCAUGAACAAAAUCAGAAUAGUGAGAUAUAAACUCACAAUUUCUAGAAAAAUGUCAGAAUUGCGAAAUUUUAUGAGGAAAAAAAAUCUGAAUUCCAGAAUUUCAGAAUUGUAUUUAUCUUGCAGUUCCAACUUUAUUUCUCACAAUUGUGAGUUUAUCUCACAAUUCAAAGUCAUAAUUGCAUAAAAAAAAGUCAGAAUAAUGAGAUAUAAACACACAGUUGCAGGAAAAAGGUUUUAUCUCACAAUUCUGACUUUAUAACUCUAUCACAGUUCUAAAAAAGAAAGAACUGCUUAAAUUCAGAAUAGCAAGAUGUAAACUCGCAAUUGCAAUUGCGAAUUGUUUUUAUUUUGCAAUUCUGAUUUUAUUUCUCACAGUUGUAAGUUUAUAUCAAGCAAUUAUGAAUUUAUAACUCACAAUUGUGAGUUUAUAUCACAGUUGUGAGAAAAAAGUCAGAAUUGCGAGAUACAAACUCGCUUUUGUGAAAAAAAACAAAAAGUAUUUAUUUCGCAAUUCCGACUUAUUUCUCGUAAUUGCGAGUUUGUAUCAUGCAAUCCUGAGAAAAAGUCAGAUAAAAUAUUGUGAGAUAAAAAGUCACAAUAACCUUUCUAAAAACAUUUCAAAAAUCUUGCUGAACCCAAAAUUUUGAACGGUACUGUGUACUGUAUCCAUGUAUGUAUAUACAUGCAUUUAUUUGUUUACAACUAAUUAUUACACCUAGAUAGUAUUACUUUGGUAGCUUGUUUGCAUCACCCAAAUUUACAACUAUAAUAAUUAAGACAUCACAGUGAAGAAACAGAGUGGAAAUUAUUUAAAAUAAAUACUCAGAGUCAAUUAAAACUAACUAUAAUGUGCACAGCCUAAUUUUCUCUGUAGAAAUGGCCUGUCGUCUAAGAAUAGCUGGAGUGCAGUAAAGUAUCUCUAGGGAAAAAGAUUGCUAGAAAAGUGUGUAUGUGUGUGUAUUUCCUUCCGUCUAUUUUAAAAUCAACCAUUAGUAUCAGUUUUAAAGAACAGCAAGAUCAGAACAAAAGGCCUGUAGUAGAAAAGAGAGAUUUUAAGAUUUGAUCAAACAGUACUGAUCAAUGAGCAGCUUCUGCUACAGUCGAGCAAAUUUGUCUAUAUUAGACAGGCAAAUAUAAUAGAGAGUAUGAGGAGAAAACAUAAGAGAGGAACGUGGGUAGAAGCUAUGGAUGGAAGAACCAGAACUGGGUAGGAAGACAAGAUACUCAGAGUGGAAUUCACUUCGACAUUAUGCCUGUCGUAUUUGCGCACGUCUUCGGUUUAUAUUUAAUUUACCUGCCCAAACACAGUCAGAGCAAAUCAGCAAUAUUGCAUGUGAAUAUUGUAAUUAUACCUACAAGGGAGUAACACAAUCCUUCAUUAUACCGUGCCCUUAUUCCCCAGCUCGCUUCAAGCUCAGAGAAAGAACAUCAUAACAAGGUCUAAUGCAUAUUCAGAACUCUGAAUCAUUCUGUCUAUUUUUUGAAUUUAGAAACAUCUCAGUACUCAGUGGAGGAAGUUAACCACACGAACUGAGAUCCUCUUCCCCUGCUGAGCAAAGGAAAGCUUUAGUGAAAGAUUAAAGAAGAUCAUUGUAAAUAAUGGUUAUUGUGGGGUUUUUCCUCAUGGCUUACACAAUGUUUUAUUUAUAGGAUUUCUAUUUUUGCACAGUGAUUCAUCUCCACAAUAACAGCUGGAUUCUGGGUCACUGUCCAUUUAAUGGAAAUAAAUUCUGCUGGGGAGCAGAACAAAGGCAAAAGACCAGAUUAACCAAGAUUUAGAUUUACAUCCCAAAUUCAAUCUCUUUUUCAAUGAACCGCAGAUAUGUGGAAAAUUAUAUAAUACACAAAUAUCAAGUUCAUCAGGAUGAGACAUUAACAUUCAAAUUGGAGAAACUUUUUAAUGUGCAGGUUUGGGAUAUUAUUUCAGAAAAUUAAUGAUUUUUAGAAUCUUCCUAUCCUUCAUGUGCACUGCCAAAUCAUUCUUUUAAGCCCUAUUCGGACAGGACUAGUUUUCUAAACUACGUUUAAGUUGCGAUUCUUAUCACCCGAUGUGUACAAUUUUCAUGCACUAAUUUGGACAGGACUAACAUCUCCGUGUUUAUCACAGAGGUGGGAGGGUCUAUUUUGUACAAUGUAAAAAGUUUUCACCAGUUUCAACUUAAAAAACUUAAGUUCAGCAGCUGCCUUAAAAUUUUAAGUUAAAUCAACUUAAAACUACAAGUCAAUUUAACUCAUUACAAAAACUUGUGAGUUGAAAUGACUUGUGCUUUUAAGUUCAUUUAACUUAAAAUUUUAAGGCAGCUGCUAAACGUAAGUUUUUAAGUUUAAAACUUUUUACAGUGUACAACUGGGCAUUGCAGAGAUCAUGUGGUCUGUAUGCGCGCAUUGCGUGUCGUCAUUCGGAUUGAUUAUCAUUUGUAUAGUAGCCAGUCAACUGUUUACGUGAUCUGGCUCUUGAUUUUAUUAGUAUUUCUUUGCUAGGAGGCAAACACAUCAAAAAUGUAUGUGGUAAGAGCAUCUGCGGUAGUUUGAGUUGGCCAAAACACACAAGGCAACGCGCUGUGGAAAAAAAAUAUUGCCACCAAACACAGACAGUCAGAGCAUCACUGACAGGGUUGCCAAGUCCACGGUUUUACCUGAAAUCGGGAUACUUUUACACUGUUCCUACAGAUUGUUUUUGAAGUGCGCUACUUCGGAAAGUCAUUUGGACGGACUGGAUGGGGACCACUGACAGGGGAAAACCGCAGAAAAAAUAUGAUUGGGCUAGUUAUGAUUAGCCAUUUGGCUGGUUUUGUGUUGCAGACCUGGCAACCCUGAUCACUGAGUUUGCCGAAAAACAAUAGUUAAUUUGCUCUGGAAUUAUUACAGAGGUUGUGUGAGACAAACACAGAUGUGACAGAUUCGGAUGGGAAUAAAAUUGUAAAGUUUGUCUGUGAAACACAAAUUUCUCUAACACCCCCCUUUAAAACUAGUCCUGUCCGAAUAGGGCUUUAAACAGUUUUUGUCACUGUUUUUCAGUACAAAUAUCUAAACAUUCUUACAAAAUUAACUUAUUUGAGAAGCAAAAUAGUUUAAGAAAUUAAAGAAAUAAAUUUGCUGAAAAUGUACUCCCCAUCAGACCAUCCAAGAUGUAGACGAGUCUCUCUCUUCAUCAGAAAAGAUUUUGUGGAAUUUGUACAUCAAAAAGUCAGAAAAUGUAUCUGAAAUUGUAGUUCUUAAGCCAUUGGCAGUUAACUAUAGCCAAAUUCAGUGAGAUUUCUGCAAUAAACAAUGAAAAACAAUUUGCCAGUGGGUUUAGAAAAUAAACGUAAACAUGUUCUCUAUUUUUCUUCCCAAGUACAUUUAUCUUGUUCAGUGGAUGUUAUAAAACCAGCUGAAAAAAAAAUAUUGAUUGAAGUAAUUUUAUUUUUGCAGUAUACCCAGAGCAUUUUCUUUGAUAGUGAGAUUUUUUUAUUUGAUUUUAUUUAUUUUUAUUUUUUGUGCUGUUAGAUGCAGAAUCAGUAGAGAAUUUAAAAGCAACUCUUUGGAUGCACUUGUUCAUUUUGCACAACUGUCUGUUUUCCACUCAGGGUGUCUUUUUCUGUUUAGGGUUCAGGGUUUCUGUUUACCAGUCUCAUUUUUUCUCUCCUUUUUUCAGUCAGGUGUGUGUGUACAUCUACCUGUGCUUUUCUGUGGUUGUCUUGGUAAAAAGUGUCAUGUUUUUGUAUUUAUAUUUGUGUGUGUGUGUGCCUGUGUGUUUUUGUGGCACGCUCUUAAACCCCAUACUGAGUACAAAGUGUAGCUUGAGAAGUCAGAGAAAACAUUUUUGGUAUUUUGAUCUAGUUUUCUAAAUCCCAAGAUCCAUUUCACUGUUUUAAAUGAAGAAAGAGAAGUAUACAGAGUAGCAUAUGAAAAGAAACAAAGAAAUGAUGGAACAAUUUAGAUCAGAGCUAUUAAAAGUAGAAAAUAUAUAUAUGAGAGAGUACGACAUACCGUUUACAAUAGAAUAUUCACACUAGAUUCUCUUCGGUCAGUCGAUAUCAGAAACUGUAAAACCGUUAUUGCUGUAGAGUCUUGUUUUGUUAUACUGUUAUUAAUUUUAUAUGUUACCAUUGUAGUGUCUGUACAUCAUUUUGUCAUACUUGUGCAGCUAUGAGAUUUAUGCGACAUAAGAUUUUUAAAUUAUAUUGGUUUGGUUUGUGAGGGACCAUCAAAAUUACACAGUCAUAUGCUAUAUCUUUAAACAUCAUGUUGGUCAGUGUUAUUUAUAUAUUAUUGCACAUUUAACAUGCCUAGUGUCUGAGGUUUAGUUUUUUUUUUUUUUUAAAUGUUGAAUACAUUUCAAAAUAAUCCAGUCACCAGAGCAGAUAUUACAUUGGCUAAUCAUAUAUUUGCUUCAUUUGUUUUGGAUACCUUAUACACUACCAGUCAAAAGUUUUUGAACAGUACAAUUUUUCAUGUUUUUUAAAGAAGCCUCUUCUGCUCACCAAGCCUGCAUUUAUUUGAUCCAAAGUACAGCAAAAAGAGUAAAAUUUUAAAACACUUUUACUAUUUAAAAUAACUGUUUUCUAUUUGAAUAUAUUUUAAAAUGUAAUUUAUUCCUGUGAUCAAAGCUACAUUUUACUCCAGUCUCUAGUGUCAAAUAUAUAUAUAUAUAUAUUUGACACUAAAGACUGGAGUCUUUAUAUAUAAAGACUCCAGUCUUUAUAUGGAGUCAUAUAUAUAUAUAUAUAUAUAUAUAUGGAAAUAAAUUAUAGGUAAUAAUACUUUUAUUUAGAAAGGAUGCUUUAAAGUGAUCAAAAGUGACGAGAAAGACAUUUAUAAUGUUACAAAAAAUUCUAUUUCAGAUAAAUUCUACUCUUUUCAACAUAAUAGUAAAUGUUUUGGAAUGGCAAAUCAGAAUAUUAGAAUGAUUUCUGAAAGAAUCAUGUAACUGGAGUAAUGGUGCUAAAAAUUCAGCUUUGAAAUCACAGGAAUAAAUUACAUUUUAAAAUAUAUUCAUUUUAAAUAGUAAAAAUAUUUCAAAAUACUGUUUACUAUUUUGUACUUUGGAUUAAAUAACUGCAGGCUUGGUGAGCAGAAGAGACUUCUUUAAAAAAACAUUCUGACUGGUAGUGUACUGUAUAUUGGGAAUGUAUAUCAUAAGAUACUACAGUAAGAAAAAAUUAUCACAUGUGGAAAAUGUACAGUGUACAGUACAGCACAUAUUUACUCUAUACAGUAUUAAAUUGAACCUUAUGAAAAAAAUGUAAACAGUUUGUAAAAAUGAUCCCAUUUAAUUCCAUUGUAAACAAAUUCCUUUGAUUUAAUUGUAAUUACAUCUGGCAACACACACAAUGUCAUACAGUAUAUAUGCUCAGACUAUUUAUACAUUGAUGAGGCUGCAUUACAUCUAAUUGUGCAACAUUAUCACUGAAUACACUACUGUUCUGUGUUUAUUUUUUCAUCUUUUUUAUAAAUGCUGGAAGCUGUGUCAGUGAAAAGAGUGAUCCUCAGGAGGAAUCUCUCUUAAAUGUUAUGCAUAUUGUUGCAUAUUGUUAUGUAUAUGUUGUAGUUUGAUUAUGGAUGCAUCUCUCACUCCUGCAGAGCUUGCUACCUGUAUGAUGAUGGGAGGCAUGCAAUUUUUUAUUGUAAUAUGAAUUGCUGUCCAUGCAAUUGUUUUUCUUAUGCAGUACAUUUCACAGUGUAUUGUUUUAUUUAUGAAUAUUUUUGGUUAUUAAACUGUAAAAGAAUGUC
Labeo rohita (rohu) is the source of this 10479-nucleotide messenger RNA. It is a transcript of the gene klhl5, whose product is annotated as kelch-like family member 5. NCBI's taxonomy places the organism in Eukaryota, Metazoa, Chordata, Actinopteri, Cypriniformes, Cyprinidae. The transcript is spliced from 11 exons. The coding region runs from base 1396 to 3699 and encodes 767 amino acids. Gene Ontology annotation, molecular function: protein binding. The record is from RefSeq and is a predicted model, not a curated record.